AUGGCUCGUGUCAAAGUAGCACCAAAGAAGGCGUAUGAAGAGCCUCGUAUCGACUCAGGCGCAGCGCUCUCAGACCCUGCCGUACCCUCCGAUGGACCCGCGCCGAAUGGCACUCUCGUAAUGCCCAUCCUCCUAAAGACGGAUUGGGACCUCGGUACUCCCAAGGCUCGCCUCCGUAGAAAUGAUCUCCAGCUGCGCCAACCGAAGGGCUUUCCCAUUAAACCACUCAAGAUCACACUCGACCGCGCUCGCAAAGAGGCAGCAAUGAAGGCUCUAGCUAAGAAUUGUGUCGAUUCAGACUUUGAAGCCUACGAGGAGUUUGAAAAGGUUGGCGAGGUCAAGAAAGAAAUCGAGGUUGAAGGGAAAGAUGAUGAUGAGGAAGCGGAAGAUACAGCAGAUGAAGAAUUAGAGGGUUCCGUGUACGACAGUGCGGACGGCAGCGCGAAUGACAGCGACGAUUCCUACGAGCUUCCAGCUACCAGAGUUGUCACCGAGAAGUCUGCUGCGCUUGUCGACAGUCGCGGACGGACUCGAGCAGCUACAAAUCGACGCAAGGCUCAAGAGGUAUCUGAUGCCACCUUUCAGACGAGCGUCUAA
Alternaria ethzedia is the source of this 597-nucleotide messenger RNA. RefSeq lists its product as uncharacterized. The record is from RefSeq and is a predicted model, not a curated record. NCBI's taxonomy places the organism in Eukaryota, Fungi, Ascomycota, Dothideomycetes, Pleosporales, Pleosporaceae. The coding region runs from base 1 to 597 and encodes 198 amino acids. The transcript has 2 exons.